AUGGCCGGCAGAAACACUGGCCGGCUUUUGAGCCUGAACGUAGCCAUCCUUUUCCUUCAUCUCUUGAUUUCUACCAUCUCCGCAACUCCCUUUGACUCUUCGUCCUCCGUGGUCGACACGUCGAUUUAUCAUCCUACAACCUUGAUCACUAUAUCCACUGCUGCCCCAAACACCAAUUUCGACAUAUCGUCCAUUACUUUCUUUGAUCAUGCACUGAAGGCUCGUGAAGACGAAGCGGAAGCUGACAAGAAUGACUGGUACCUCAAUUGUGCUGGUGACCACAAGCUAUCCCUUCAAUUCUGUGAGCAGCUUACGUAUGAUUAUUUCUGUCGUCUACACGAGCUCAACCAUGGCGGCCACGACCGCAACAUCAUGUGCGAAGCUGCAUGUACGUGUAAAAAGGGCCAUCCAACCCCUGGUUGCUCAUAUGUUAGAGGAAGAUGUUACGACUCCCAAGCCGAGACCGAACAGUUCGAACAGUUCCUCAAAGACCCAAUCAACAAAAUUGCACCAGAUAUUGAUGACCUCCAAACGACGCACGAUGACGGACUGCAAGCUCGGACUGAGAAUCCCAUCUUCGACACUCAGAACCAAGAAGCAGACACCUUUUCCUCAGGCCCAGUGCUAAGUGCUCUUGAAACUGUGGAGCAAGACGUUGACCAACCUUUGGAUGACAGUGCCAACCCAGACCUCCUUCCUUUGCUUAGACAGCGAGAUACAGAGCAAGCUUUACAUGACUUCGCCCUUGUUUGCAUUCAAAGAGAUUGGACGAAUAUAUGCGCGGGCAAUCCCUACAAGUACUCCUGUGACCAAAACGGUCGCGUCAGUUACCGAAGACUAGAUCUCUACUGCGAUGCUAUUUGCGGAUGCGUCGAUCUUGUCGCCAAGCCAAGGUGCUUUCGCCAUGGAAAGUGGCUCACCACAUGUCUCGCCAAAUUAGACAGUCGCGAGAUUGCUGGAAAUGAGCACUCAAGUCUGCAGGUUGCUACUGAGAAUAUUGCAGAAACGCCUCCCACGCCCGGUGACCUUCCCAUGUACUGCGGGAUAGACGGCACCGCUGAUACGAGGCUGACUCAGUUUUGCUCAGAGCACCAAUAUCACUGUACCCUUUCCAUUGUGGACGGCCAUGCCAAAUCAUUCCUGCGCUCAAAUUCAGAGACCGUGGAUCAAUGUGCCAAUAACUGUCACUGUGUCGGCAGUGCCGUCCGAGCCGAAUUUGAAAGCCACCAUGCAAUGCAACAGAUUGAAGAGCGAUCAGAUGCCGAAGUAGAGCAAUCUUUCAAUGCGAGCAUGUCUCAGUCCACAGGGCUUUCGGUUUUUUACUGCAUAAAGCACCAUGCCCAAACGUACAUUUGGGAAAUCGAUUUCCGACUCAUUGAGUUUUGCCAGAAUGAGAACUUUGUUUGUGCAGGGCAGUCACCAAACGACUCACCUGGGUUCCCACCAGUUGCAGCACUUCGGACCCAAAGUGCAAAGUAUCCAAAAUGUUUUGAGCGCUGCUACUGCGUCCACUUCGAGAAUCAUAACACCGUCUGGAAACGCUCUGAGGAAAUUUUCGAUAUGGGAGUCGAGGGCCAUCGAUCCAUCGACUCAGGAAUUGUGUCCGGCGAAGACGUCCCAAAUACGAGCGAAGCCCGUGAUUAUGUGCUCACUUGUGUUAAUGGGAAGGAUGAUCUCGCUGCAUUCUGCGCUCGUUUUUGGGCAUAUCAUUGCAGCGAAAUCGGGGUCCUUCAUCACGAUAACAUUGGAGACCCUGAUGACAUGUCAAGAAGUUACUGUGAUAUUUCUUGCCGAUGCUUGGAUCAACGUCCACAUGAGGAGGAUAAAGACGAAGCUGGAACAGGCUCUGGUAAUUGA
Molecule: messenger RNA, 1857 nt
Organism: Exophiala aquamarina CBS 119918
Lineage: Eukaryota; Fungi; Ascomycota; Eurotiomycetes; Chaetothyriales; Herpotrichiellaceae
Exons: 2
Coding region: 1-1857 (618 amino acids)
Source: RefSeq, a predicted model, not a curated record